Molecule: messenger RNA, 4067 nt
Organism: Crotalus tigris (Tiger rattlesnake)
Lineage: Eukaryota; Metazoa; Chordata; Lepidosauria; Squamata; Viperidae
Gene: TBCCD1
Product: TBCC domain containing 1
Exons: 8
Coding region: 1956-3623 (555 amino acids)
Biological process (GO): maintenance of centrosome location; maintenance of Golgi location
Cellular component (GO): spindle pole centrosome
Source: RefSeq, a predicted model, not a curated record
AACAUGUAUAACUAAUGAUACAGCGCCAUAGAUUAAUUAGGAGAAGCAAAUGGAGGCAAAUUUUCUGAUCCGCCCGGUCUACAGAUGUCGCUAUUGCGAAUUCUUAACUUUUCAACUGUCAUUCCUAUUCUUGCCAAUGCAGUAGUGAUACAGGGGUAGCGAUUGGUGACUAGCCCAGCGAUUCUACAAGACGAUAGAACGUCUUUCGAAGCCUUCCCCAGGGAGUGUUUUUAUUGGUGACUGAGUCAGACGUUGUGCGCAGGCGCGGAAAGAGUUAACCGUGAGCGUUCGAAAGCGACUUCGCCGCUGGCAUCCGAGAAGCGCCUUGAGAGGAAUGGCGGAUUUUGGAUAUUCCUGCUUUUCUUCUUCUUGGUUUGUCCUUCAAAAAUGAGAUCAAGCAAAGUGGAAGAAAAAGUAAAAGGCUAAAGCAUCAGUGAUGUUCCUUUGAAGCUCUUUUAACAAGAAAUAAAGCAAUCCACAAAUGUUUUCUUUGUAAGAGCAGACUAGAAGUGAGUAUAUUGCUUUGCCUAGUGGCAGUUACAAGAGAUGCAACAUAUUCAAACCAACAGCCAGGGUGUUUUUUAUUUUGUUUUAUUUUGUAUAAAUAUUUUAUUAAUUUUCCAGUUUUACAUUCAAAUACUUAAUAGACAAUAUGUUAUCUGUAAUUCAGUGGUAUAUAUUCUUCAAUCUAGAUUCAAUAUUACACCAUCAAAUGUUUCCUCUCUUCUUCCGGUAGUACCUGUUUUCCCACACUAGGCAAAUACAAUACUUAUUGUUAUUAAUAAAUAUACAAUUGAAUAUCAAUAUCUUCGUUACAUUUUUACCCAAAUUUCAGAAAUCAGGAUAAGGCCAUAUUGAUUGUUUGUUUUACUAUUGAAUUAACUUGAAAUGUGCUUUGGUUUUAUUUUUUAUAUGGAGAUAUUUAUGAGAAAUACAAACUCUUGGAUUAUUGAUGGAUUGAUUCAGAUUGGUCUCCCAAAUGUUCUCUUCCAUAUAAUCCCAGAUUCAGACCACUUACUAUGACUUUCUGCAAAUAAGUCUAGUUCAAGGUCAUUGCUGAGAAAUUACCAGGAUGAAUAUGAUUAUAGCAAGGAAAGUAAAGAGAUUACCAUACUUAAUGAAUAAUUAUAAAUGGAAACUUUAAGAGUGUUUUCUUCAUUUGCUCCUUCCUUUGAAUGAACUGCUGAGGUGAAUAAGUAAAAAAGGACUGUUCAAAAUCGUUCAUUGUAUGAGAGAGAAAGGAUUAAUAAGCCAAAGCUGCUCUUAAGGUUCUACGCUCUGGCUCCAUUAAAAAUAUAGCUGCUGUUCAAAAUUACUUAUGAACAAGCGCCAUGCAGGAUCCACUAUCUGGCAAGUCUAUUAAACAAAUACAGAAGUUAAAUGUCCUAUUACUCAUUUUCUUUCUGUGCAGAAUAGGACUGAAUAAUUUGCAAUCCAUGGUUACUCAUUGCCCUUAUGCCCCCAGAAUUUCUCAUGGUUGUGCUGUGCUGCUGAAAUUUGGCAAAAUCUUUCCAUGGUGAUAUGAAGUAAAAGAAGCAUCACCUCUAGUACAGUACUUUUAUCCAUUUAAUGCUUCCUCCAAUGGGUACAAAAGGGGAAAUUGGGCUGAAUAUUCUGGUGUUUUCCAUCAUCCAAUGAAUAUUCAUAUUAGCACCAUUCCUAAUGCAAAUUUUUUAAAAUGCAGUCUUGGACUGCAAAAGUUUUGCUUGACCUGAUAUAGGUGAAAUUUAAUGUGUAUAUUUUGGUAAUACAUAUUUAAAUAGGAUAAACCAAAAGAAUUUUUAGGUGUGAUGUACAAGACAUAAAUAUUUAAACAUGAGGUAAUCAGGAGAAAUUAAUAUGGCAAAAUUCAUUCAUUUUCAUGUAUAUUUGAAUUGGAGACAGGUCUGGAAAUAGUACUUUGUAGUAUUUCUGCUUUUUCAAAUUCAGAUAUAUAAACUCUGCACCUUUUGAAAAUGGAGCAACCUUCAGUCAGUUUGUGGGUGAAGAUGGAGCCUUUCAUAGUGGGAGCAUUGCAAAUCCCUUCUCCUUCCAAGUUUAGCAUGCAUUACCUUCGGAAAAUGUCAACCUAUGUCAGAAUGCGCUCUGGUAAAGGCUAUUAUCCAUACCUUACCUGGUCUAUGUGGCGACACAUUGCUUGUGGAAAACUACAGUUAGAGAAAGACCUGGCAUGGCUUUACUUUGAGUUGUUUGACAGUCUUGUUGAGCAGACUUCGGAGGAGCGACUGGAAUGGGCAGAAAUGAUAUCUAGCUGCACAACUGAGGAAGAGACAGAGAAGCAAAGGAAUCGGUUAACUGUGGAUACUCUUCAGUUCCUGCUGUUCCUUUAUAUUCAGCAAUUAAACAAGUUUUCUUUGAGGACAUCCCUUCUUGGAGAGGAGUGGCCAAACCCUAAGUCUAAGUCUCACAGUGGGCUAAAAGAAUCUGCCAAUCAGAUUAAGAAUUGGAAUGACAGCUACCACCAUGACUUUAUCGAAAACCACCUCCAGGAUCUUCUGGAAUUGUUACUGGACCCAGAUCAGCUCAGUGCCUCCUCUCAUUCUACGCACAGUAGCCUGCUAUCACCCAAAGCUGUUCAAGCUCUUAGUUUCCUUAUCGAAGGAAGUGUGGAUCAAAAUAGGACUAUUCACCCUCUUCAUGAACUUGCACUUUGGCAGCCAUUGCAUGCCAAGAGUGGCUUCUCAAAACUUUCUAAAGCCUUCUCCUGUGCCAAAUUUGAGUCAUGGAUGAGGGCUUGUCUGACUGGGAACCCAUUUGGGGCAAUAGCCUGCCUCGCAUCUGGAAGAAAGCUUGCAUGGGCACAACAAGUUGAAGGAACAAGUAAACGAGCUAAAAUAGCCUGUAAUGCUCACAUAGUCCCUUCAGUUCAUCGUUUGAUUAUGAUGAGCCAGGUUUACAAGCAAACAUUAGCAAAGAGCUCUAUUACCCUAGAAGAUACUCAUGUGAAGAUUCAUCGGUGCUGUGAAUCUUUUAUCUAUUUACUAUCUCCACUGAGGUCUGUAACCAUAGAAAAAUGCAGGAAUAGCACCUUUGUCUUAGGUCCAGUGCAAACUGUAGUACAUCUCCAUAGUUGUGACAAUGUCAGACUUGUUGCUGUUUGCCAUCAUCUGUCUCUGUCAUCUACGACUGGUUGCACCUUGCAUGUUCUCACUCCAACUAGACCUCUUAUAUUAUUGGGUAACCAAGCAAUAACUUUUGCUCCUUUCCAUACCCAUUAUCCAAUGCUUGAGGAUCACAUGGGCAGAACUGGCCUAGCUACUGUGCCUAACAACUGGGAUAAUCCAAUGAUAGUAUGUAAAGAAAACUGUGAUAAAGAGGUAUUCAGACUUCUCCCACCCUCGGAAUUUUACCCCUUUGUUGUUCCAUUUGAAAUGGAGGGAGACACAACUGAAAUACCUGGUGGUCUGCCACCUGCAUAUCAGAAUGCACUGAGCCAACGAGAACAGAGGAUACGAAUCUGGCAGAAAACAGUGAAGGAAGCAGGGCUGACCAAGAAUCAGAAGAAGACAUUCCAGAUGUUAGUGGAGAACAAAUUCUAUGAAUGGCUAGUCCACACAGGGAGCCGUCAACAGCUUGAUAGCUUGGUACUUCCUGCUGCAGGAUCUAAACAGGCAGCAGGAUAGGAGAACUCUCAAAGCAAACAAAUCAUCAGUUCUGGAGAUGCACUGUGCCAAGUGAAAAGUAUUUCCCUCAAAAUAGAUUGGGGCCAACUUGAAGUUUAGAAACAUAAAUUUACUUAAUGGCAUUAUCAAGAAGGAAACGGACUUUACUGCAUAUUUCAAGCUAUAUGAUAUCAUCAGUUGCUCUGGAUUUUUAUAGGAGGAUCUUGCUAUUAACACUUCAUUGUAUAUUUGAGAACAAAAUGUAGAUUCCUAGCAUACUUACAGUAAAUGUGCAGGAAAAGGUGUUACUUUCUUGAUGUAAAGAUAGUGGUAGUGGUCUGACUGCUGGGAGAAUGAUUUUUCUGUUGUUAAUUAAAUAUUACUUAUAUUAAUGUUUCUAGACAGAAUUUAUAUUAGUUGUUUAGCACUUAUAGUAUGAAAUUUAAUUAAAUUGACACAAUGAUA